This is a messenger RNA of Cygnus atratus (black swan), 3131 nucleotides long. RefSeq names its product PWP1 homolog, endonuclein (gene PWP1). Gene Ontology annotation, molecular function: protein binding. The record is from RefSeq and is a predicted model, not a curated record. The transcript is spliced from 15 exons. Gene Ontology annotation, cellular component: nucleus. Gene Ontology annotation, biological process: rRNA processing. The coding region runs from base 54 to 1571 and encodes 505 amino acids. Lineage: Eukaryota; Metazoa; Chordata; Aves; Anseriformes; Anatidae.
UCCCCGUGACGCCACCCCCGCGCGCCCCCGGUCCCGCACGCGGCGCCGCCGCCAUGAGCUGCCCGGUGCCGUGCGCAGCGUGGGUGCGGCGCGGCGUUGCCAAGGAGACGCCGGACAAGGUGCAGCUGAGCCGCGACGAGCUCCGGCGCCUCGUCGGGGAGGCCCGCGAACGGCUGAGGGAAGGCGCUGAUGAUAGCGAUGAAGAUGAGCAGGGCCAGACGGCAGAUGGCAUGGACGUUGCCACUGCUGAAAGAGCUGAGUCUUCUCCUAAAAAUGAAGACCAGGAGGAAACCUCCGAAAAGCUGACUGACGAUGAACUGGCUGAAUAUGAUUUGGAUAAGUAUGAUGAAGAGGAAGACACAGGUGAUAGAAAGCUCGGAGAGACUUUAGCUGGUCUGGCAGUGUAUGGGAGCAAUGAUCAGGAUCCUUACAUCACUCUAAAAAACACUGAUCAAUAUGAACAGGAAGACUUUUUGAUUAAAUCCAGUGACAAUCUUGUCCUUUGUGGCAGAGUUGAUAAAGACUACUGUAGUUUGGAGGUCCAUGUUUAUAAUCACGAAGAAGACUCAUUUUAUGUACAUCAUGAUAUUAUCUUGCCUGCUUACCCUCUAAGUUUGGAGUGGUUGAAUUUUGAUCCUAAUCCUGAUGAAUCAUCAGGAAAUUACGUUGCAGUGGGUAACAUGACCCCAGUUAUUGAUAUUUGGGACCUUGAUAUAGUGGACUGCUUAGAACCAGUCUUUUCUCUUGGCAACAAGAAAGAGAAAAAGAAGAAAAAGAAAGGAAAAAAAAAUUUAUCUGCAGAAGGAACGGUGGAAGGACAUACUGAUGCUGUGCUUGAUCUUUCAUGGAACAAACAAAGCAGGAACGUUUUAGCAAGUGCGUCUGCUGACAGCACUGUGAUUUUGUGGGAUAUGUCCGUUGGUAAGGCAGCAGCCAGCCUGACGCUACACACAGACAAGGUCCAGACUUUGCAAUUUCAUCCAUUUGAAACUCAGACCCUUAUUUCUGGAUCUUACGAUAAAUCAGCUGUGCUGUAUGAUUGCAGAAGUCCACAAGAUAACCAUCGAAUCUGGCGGUUUAGUGGUCAGGUUGAAAGAGUAACUUGGAAUCACUUUUCACCUUGUAAUUUCUUAGCAAGCACAGAGGAUGGCUUUGUGUACUGUCUGGAUGCUCGCUCUGAUAAGCCGCUGUUUACUCUGAAGGCUCACGAGGAAGAGGUGUCAGGGCUACAGCUGAGCAGUCAGGUCAAAGGGUGCCUUGUGACAUCAUCUGCGGACAAAUAUGUGAAAAUUUGGGAUAUCCUGGGAGACAAACCAAGUUUAAUCCAUUCCAGGGAUAUGAAAAUGGGUGUUCUCUUCUGUGCAGCUUGCUGCCCUGACUUCCCAUUUGUUUUUGCCUUCGGAGGAGAGCGAGAAGGGCUGCGUGUUUGGGAUAUAAGCACCAUUUCUGCAGUGAAUGAAGUUUUUGGAAACAGAGAGAGACUUGUUCUGGCUGGCGCGGCAAACUCUGCAGCUUGCAGCUCCUUGGCCAGCAGUAGCAGCAACAAUUCAGAAACAGCGAUGGAAUCAUGACGGACCAAACCUCACAAAAUCAAAGUAAUUAAAGGGACUACAACUCGUGUAUUCUACAAAUUUGCCUGUUUGGAAAUAGUUCAUAGAAAUGAUUCGUGUCAUGCGAUCUGCAGGCUUCUUCACUCAAAGAAACGUGGUCAUGUGGUUAAGCUCUUAAGUCGGGAGUUCCAAGUUUCUGCCUCUAUCACCAGCUUUGAAAGACUGAAUGACUUCCGUGGGCCUGAGAUUAUGAUCCCUGAGUUAGGGGCUGCUGUGUGUAGAGUUGAGAUAUGAGAUUGUCACCAGAAAAGCAUUCUGCUGCUCUCAGAAGUUUGUCAGAUACUGCAAAGGAGCUAAAUAACUUGUAAUGGCAUAAGGAACGGUACUUCAGUCAACAGUUGUGUGACAUCAAACAAAUGCUGAAAGAAAGGGCAAAUGUAAAUAGACAGAUGAUUUAUCCUUGAGACUGGAUUUACAGAUUUCUUAUACAGAUUUUAAAUUUUUAAGAUUUUUUUUUAAAGUUAUGUGUGAAAGAGUAUGUCUUGAAUAGUAAGUUGGAGUCCCUGAGUAGAAUCAUGAAAUGUAACACCUCAGGUCGCCGAUGUCAAACCAGAAAUAUCCCCGCUCUUUCCCAUCAAGAUCAAGGGUUUCUUUUCUCUGGUUCCACAGCACCUGAAUCUUACUGACAUUACAUGUGUGCUGCUGUUGGGUUUUUUGUUUGUUUAUUUUAAAGUCUAAAUGUGAUAUCUGUAAAAAGAAUUAGAAUUGAAAUAAGGAGCUACCAUUCAGAAGAGGGUAAGAGGCUGUCAGGGCGCAAAGUGGGAGCAGGGAUCUCAGCUGGUCCCUGUCACUUCUAUCCAUUUUACCUGCUUGUGUUCUUAACCCCUCACAGGCGUUUCUGCCUGAAACCUGAAGGCCCAGAGGAACAUUCUGAGUGGCAGCCUAACCACUGACUGAAUUCAUUUGUAACAGCAGGAACCUCAUCAAGGUUCCUCGCCUUUAAAAUGAGCACCAAGUGCCUUCCUGUAGGCCAGAAGCUAAAUGAUACCCAUCCUCCUAUGAAGUGCUUCCCUCUCCACAUUCCAGAAGGUGUCUGUUAAAGCACUACCGCAGCAAAAAUGCCCUGGGUGUUAAAACAACCGGUGUCAAAGCAGCUGUGGUGUCUGUGCACACAGCUGACAAGCUGUUACCGCUGCUUUCCACCCUAGCUCAUUGGAACUUAUUCUGGGGAGGUAAAGCAGAGAAAUUAAUCGGUGCAGGCUGCACAUUGGAAAAGGCAGGGCUGUGGGUUUCUGUUCCGUUCCUCAAAGUGCCUGCAUCUGAAUCCAAUUCGGCUUCAAAAGGGUCUUUUGCAACCUAAGUGGUUCUAAGCUUCCAAGUCAGCUGUUUCCAGAAUACCUUGGAUGUGUCGAGUCCCUUCCCAAUCCUUUAUCUGCCAGGCACCACAACACACGAACAACUGGGUUUGUGAAGCUGAAGAGGUAAAAGUGCCAGAACCACCUCUGUUCAAGUGCUCUGCAGUGAAAAGCUGUAAGUUUUUCAACGCUUCCAUUUGAAAUAAAUGCUUCAUGUUAAGCUCUU